AUGAGCACGACCAAACCAUCCCAAUUCCAACUCCACCCCAUAACCGACUCCGACUUCCCAGCCCUAACCACCGCACUAUGGGAAUCGUUCGAGAACCCACGACAAGGCCUCCUCCGCCUCUUCAUGCCAAUACUCAACAACGACCGUGAAGCAAGUCUACAGGCGUGCAUCACGGCCCAGCGAGAAGAAUACCACCAUCACCAACCGCACUGCACCUGGAUCAAGAUCGUCGACACGCAAUCCGAAAACCGCAUCGCAGCCGCUGCGAAAUGGUACUUCUACGACGACAAUCCGUAUGACGAGCACGGGGAGGUCCUGGUUGCAGAUUGGUACCCCGAGGGUGUGUCGCGGGAAUUCGCGACGCAGGCUGUGAGGAUAUUCGAGAGGCCGAGGGAGGAGAUGGCGCGGAGGGGGCAUGCUUGUACGCCUCCCAUUCUCCAAAGCCCACUUCCUUACCCGACAAUUAGCACUGAACCCGUCUCUAAUUGUUUGAUAGUUCUGCACAUUGCAUUCACACUCCCCUCAUACCGGCACCGCGGCCUCGGCCGGAUGUUCAUGGACUGGGGCAUUCGGAUCGCGGACGAGCGCGGGCUCGAGGCGUGGCUUGACGCUUCGGAAUUCGGGGUCCCGCUGUAUGAGAAGUUUGGGUUUCGGCGUGUCCUUGUGAAUAAGGUACGUCCUGUUCCGGAGAGGGAGUUAACGGAUAGAGAGAAGGCGGAGUGGGAGGAGUGCGAGAGGGUUAUGCUGCCGAUUGAGUAUACGGUUAUGUGGAGGCCGAGGAGGGGGGAUCAUCCGUAUGAAGAGAGGAAGAUGGUUUUGCCGUGGGAGGAGGGGAAGAGGGAUGGUUGGUGUAGGGUUAAUUGA
Aspergillus mulundensis is the source of this 864-nucleotide messenger RNA. RefSeq lists its product as uncharacterized. Gene Ontology annotation, molecular function: acyltransferase activity, transferring groups other than amino-acyl groups. Bases 1 to 864 code for a protein of 287 amino acids. The transcript has a single exon. Lineage: Eukaryota; Fungi; Ascomycota; Eurotiomycetes; Eurotiales; Aspergillaceae. The record is from RefSeq and is a predicted model, not a curated record.